CUGCAGAGCGCUAUGUGGUGUCUCUGAAGCUACGUUCCGGAGAAUAGGAAGCGCUUUUACACCCAAGUGAACAUGGUACCCAUCUCCUAUCAUCUUUACUCAAGUAGCUAAUCAUCCAGAUGGCGGAUGAAGUAAUCACGUCCCUCUCAAAUAUGUUUGGGCUCAAGGACUUGACAAAUUAUGUCGGCGAGAUAACAUUCUUCAAAAAGCUCCCCCUUAUGGUGGGAACUAAGCCAGCCGGUGAAGGUGCUGCAGGCGUGGCAGAAGUCCCCGGAGACGGUUUACAAUCAUGCGCGCCGAAAUCGUCGCCGGGGGCUCUGGUGGCGAUAGGUAAUCCAUCCAAACUCAGGCAACAAUCGAUAACCAUACAGGACCCACGCCUUGAGGUAGCGUUACCUCUUUUACUCAAGGAGUGCCAGACUCUUGGCAUGUGGUAUCGCACAUCGAGCCGGAAUUCUACUACAAAGCAAAAAAUAAAGCACGAGGCGAGGUGCAUAUCGCAAACUCUGGGUGCUGGGAUACUUCAGCAUAUCAGUAUGGCCUUCACGUGUGGGCACUUAUGUAUUGAUUACGACGGGCAACUCAGCACUGGUUCUAUAUUGCAAGAGAUAAAUGCACUCCAAACGAAACUCGAUGCAACAGAAAACGAAGCCGAACAACGAGUACUGGAGGAGGACAUCACGGGAAAGAUCCUGUGGUUCUGUUGGCAUGGAAUCUGCUUAGAAGUGCACGAGCUAUUGUCAGAGGUCUUGAACUACAUUCGGAAAGCAGGAGAGGUGUAUGGUUUACUCAAGAUUGGACAAAUUAUUGAACAAGUCAUGCCAGACUUGAAUGGCGACCAAGCUCACUUGCAACGCAUCAUGGCUGAUGCAAGAGCAGGCACGUCGAAGCAUCAGUUGUGGCUUGCUGCGACAGCUCCGCAGCACACCAACUUGCGAGAUAAAACUAUUUCUAGGGACAAACCCACUCGAAACACGGAGGAAACCAACCUGGGUACAAGCUCCCAAAUGUCCCCUACAUCAGCGGAUUUGUGAAUUCUGGGCGCUGGCAAAUGUACUUUUGGCUG
Pisolithus orientalis is the source of this 1066-nucleotide messenger RNA. RefSeq lists its product as uncharacterized. The transcript has 11 exons. The coding region runs from base 120 to 1034 and encodes 304 amino acids. Lineage: Eukaryota; Fungi; Basidiomycota; Agaricomycetes; Boletales; Pisolithaceae. The record is from RefSeq and is a predicted model, not a curated record.